AUGCUCAGAUGGUGCUUGCUUCUCAGCGCGUAUAACUACCGCCUGCGGUACAGGCCUGGAAAUCAGAACCAGAACGCCGACGCUCUGAGCCGACUACCACUACCGAUUUCUGAGGAUGAACCUGCAGGACCGGGAGACGUCCUCAUGAUCGAGGCAGCAUUCAUUCCACCUCUUACACCGUCAGCCAUUGCUGAUGCUACGGCAAGGGAUCCUGAGCAAUCACAAGUCACUCACGGUCUACAAACGGGUAAUUUCAGGGAAUGGUCUUGCAAGGAAUUGCGGCCUUUUCUCUCCCGGAAAACCGAGCUCUCCACUCACAAGGGCUGCAUUCUUUGGGGUUCAAGAGUAAUCAUCCCACCGAAGCUUCAAGCGGACGCCUUCUCGUUGUUACAUGCCGGACAUAAAGGAAUGACCGCCAUGAAACACGCAGCGAGGAGCUACUUCUGGUGGCCCGGCCUGGAUUCCGCCAUCGAGGAUACCGUGAGAAGUUGCGAUACUUGCCAGAUGCACGCCAGGCUACCAGCCAGUUAUCCUGCACCAGCGUGGUCUCGGGCGACGGAUCCGUCGCAGGUCAUCCACAUGGAUUUGGCAGGGCCCAUCCAGGGCCAGAGCUACCUCGUCGUGGUUGACUCGACAACGAAAUGGCUUGAAGUUCGAGCCGUUUCCAACGUGGCAAGCGCAACCGUCAUUGACGCUCUGCGUUCCAUUUUCGCAACGCUUGGGUUACCGCAGCUGGUGGUAUCUGAUAACGCAACGACGUUUGUGUCUGAUGAAAUGAAGAGUUUCUUCCACCGCAACGGAAUUCGACAGGUGACCAGCGCCCCGUACCAUCCGUCCACCAACGGGCAGCCGGAGAGAAUGGUGCAAGAGCUGAAGAGGACGCUAAAGAAACAACAGCAGGGCAGCAUUCAGUGCCGGCUGUCGAGGUUUUUGUUCAGCCAGCACACCUCCGUCCACUCCACAACCAACAAUACGUCCGCAGAAAUGUUUGGGAGGAAUAUGAGGACCCUAAUGGACUCGCUCGUUCACGACUCGAGGAAGAUACAAUCUCAAGAACAGGAAAAGCCUGCGGGCGACUCCAAUAUUGUCCAACACGGCCAGGCUGUCUGGUUGAGGGAUUACUCUUCUGGUCCUCAAAAGUGGUGCAAAGGAACAAUUUAUCGAAAGGUUGGACUGCGAUCCUAUGAAGGAAUCACACAGGAGGGGAAGGUGUUCCGUCGGCAUGUGGGCCACCUCAGACCAGCAAUUAACGUUCCACUAGCUUCGGCCUCUCCACAAUUAGCUGAGACCUGCAAGUUCCCCACCACUACCGAAGAUUCAGUACACGAGCCUCCGGUGACGCCCGGUACCCCGGAUCACGGAGUAAGAAGACUAGGAGGGGAAACUGCCCAUAGAAGCAAGCGCCGGCGCGCGACCAGAGACUGUCACGUUGGGGGAGAGAAAAAAGGCAGUUGCUGA
Ornithodoros turicata is the source of this 1458-nucleotide messenger RNA. RefSeq lists its product as uncharacterized. Gene Ontology annotation, biological process: DNA integration. Bases 1 to 1458 code for a protein of 485 amino acids. The transcript has a single exon. Gene Ontology annotation, molecular function: nucleic acid binding. The record is from RefSeq and is a predicted model, not a curated record. NCBI's taxonomy places the organism in Eukaryota, Metazoa, Arthropoda, Arachnida, Ixodida, Argasidae.